AUGUGUCGACCAAAGCUCUCUUGUGUUUGUUUUUGCAAAAAAUCUCAUCUUGAAGGAUUGUUCCUGUCUCUCCUAGUACUUGUCCUAGAGCUGGUUUCUUUCUCUGUGGCUGCUACUUCCUUGUGAAAGAGCCGAGGGCAGUUUAUUGAGCAAACAUGGCCACCAAGGACUGGGUGCGGAAUGCCGGCAUGGAGCUGGACCUGGCCUGGGUCGAGUCGGCUCGCGUCAACAUGCCAGCGGCGAACAGACGCGCGGCCACGCACAAGACGCGACGCUCGGUGAAGAAGGAGUGGCAGGCUGCGUGGCUGCUGCGCGCCGUGCAGUGCAUCGAUCUGACCACGCUGGACGGAGACGACACGCCUGGAAAUGUCAAACGCCUCUGCUUCAAGGCCCAGACACCAGUGCGACAAGAUUUGAUCGAGCAACUUGGUAUGGAGCACAAGAACAUCACGUGUGGUGCCGUCUGUGUCUAUUCGUCCAGAGUGGAGGACGCGGUGCGAUCUCUCAAGGAGGCCGGAUCCACGGUACCUAUUGCAUCUGUUGCCGCUGGAUUUCCAGCUGGCCAGACACCAAUGGAGCAACGCUUAGCUGAGAUCCGUCAAGCCGUGGCGUUUGGUGCAUCAGAGAUUGACAUUGUCAUCACACGAACACACGUGCUGACUGGCAACUGGCAGGCACUGUAUGAUGAGGUGAAGGCUAUGCGUGAAGCAUGCGGCGAUGCACAUCUCAAGACCAUCCUGGCUACUGGUCAACUGGGAACUCUUACCAACGUCUACAAGGCGAGUGUUGUGAGCAUGAUGGCUGGCUCCGACGUCAUCAAGACCAGCACUGGUAAGGAGGGUGUCAACGCCACGUUUCCCGUCGCCCUGGUCAUGCUGCGCGCCAUACGCGAGUACUUCCAGCGCACCGGCUACCGCGUGGGAUUCAAGCCCGCCGGCGGAAUCCGCUCGGCCAAGGACGCACUCAGCUGGCUAGCGCUGAUGAAGGAGGAGCUGGGUGACGAAUGGACGCGACCAGAGCUGUUCCGUAUCGGUGCCUCGUCGCUACUCGGCGACAUUGAGCGUCAGCUGUUCCACCACUGCACGGGGCGCUACGCCGCCGCUUACCAGAUGCCCAUGUCUUGACUAGGCUCACCGCAGGCGGCAGCGACCGGCGGGGAUAUUGGCCCCGGGUCGGGCCCCGAUCGCCCGGUCCCAGCCGCCAACCGGAUGCUUCCCCAGGUCGAGGGCAGUGCAGUACAGCUGCCGGCUGCCAAUACUGUAGAUAAUCAAUCAGUUGCCCAUGGCAACGACGAUGGCGAUGACAGCGAUGUCCAGGACGAGUUCGUGCUUGCUAGCAGGCGUAUCUUCUGGAAGUAGGGAUUUCCCCCAGUUUAGCUUAUCGGAGAACUAACCAACAUUGUUGUAUUCCCCAUGUGCAUAUUGCCCUGUAGCAUGUGGAUUUUAAUUUUCUGAUUGAAGUUCGUUGUUACCUUUUUUACUUGAAUUUCUUGCUAGUUUUUAGCUUUAUUUUUUAACGUUUUAUAUUACUAUCGUUAGUGUGCUGGAGUUGUACAUAAUCUAGUAUGCCGCGUCGUGGUGUCCUGUCAGGAUCGAUAUUGAACUGGCACAGCCUCUCAGUA
This is a messenger RNA of Sycon ciliatum, 1621 nucleotides long. Its product is annotated as deoxyribose-phosphate aldolase-like. The transcript is spliced from 5 exons. Gene Ontology annotation, cellular component: cytoplasm. The record is from RefSeq and is a predicted model, not a curated record. Gene Ontology annotation, biological process: deoxyribonucleotide catabolic process; carbohydrate catabolic process. Gene Ontology annotation, molecular function: deoxyribose-phosphate aldolase activity. The coding region runs from base 156 to 1124 and encodes 322 amino acids. NCBI's taxonomy places the organism in Eukaryota, Metazoa, Porifera, Calcarea, Leucosolenida, Sycettidae.